Messenger RNA from Melanotaenia boesemani (Boeseman's rainbowfish), 3673 nucleotides. RefSeq names its product glucosaminyl (N-acetyl) transferase family member 7 (gene gcnt7). NCBI's taxonomy places the organism in Eukaryota, Metazoa, Chordata, Actinopteri, Atheriniformes, Melanotaeniidae. Bases 1371 to 2660 code for a protein of 429 amino acids. The transcript is spliced from 5 exons. The record is from RefSeq and is a predicted model, not a curated record. Gene Ontology annotation, molecular function: acetylglucosaminyltransferase activity. Gene Ontology annotation, cellular component: membrane.
AACAGGUCAAGGUAUUAUGAUUUCCAGGAUGCAUUAUAAAGACUGAAGCAAAUAUAUGCAAAUCCUUUAACCACGUAUUAGCCAACUCAGGGUAGAGAUGUUUUAGUUAUUAGCAACUAUUUUAACCAAAUUUAGGCUGAUAAUUCAUAACUUUUUUAGAUUAUAUAUUACAAACAUUUCAGUUUGUUGAGUGAACAGAACACAACCUAAUAAAAAUUUACUGAUAAACAAAAUUUUAAAGCCUAGUAAUUAAAUAAAGAUUCAGCUUUUUAUUUAUACCAUGAAUAACACAAGUUGCACGACAGUCUCAUAAAAAAAAGGGAAAUCACACCCAUUUUAAACACAAAUAUUAGUCUCAGGCAACCAGCAGGGGAUCUAUUGUGUGGUUGUAAUGCAGGCUCAGUGGGUGUGAACUCAGGCCAUGUGCUCCGUUCAACACAAGAGGGAUAAUCUCAGAAGCUGACCAAGCAGCAAACAAACUGUGGGAGCAGCUCUGGAGUCAGUAACUGCUUUUGCCAUUAGCACAAAUAACACAGGCCACUGGUGAGCUGAAAACCUUAUCAUCAAAUCUGUGAAUAAGUCAGCUGGAAUUCUGUUACAGUUGAUCGGAAAUAGGAUGAAGACAGACAAGGGCAGCAUUCGAGGGAGAGACAUCGUGGAGAGUUCAAUAUGUACACCUCUAUUUUGGCAGAUGAAAUGGACAUCAACACUUUUCAGAACAAAGAGAAAGAAAGGAUCCUCUGCAUAUGAGGUUUGAAAUAAAACAAUGGCGAGCAAGAGGACAAAAAAAAAAACAAAAAAAAAAAAAGAAAGAAAGAAAGAUGCAAUGCACUAGUAAGAAGGAAACUGUAUGUGGGAGGAGAGUGGAAAAAAUCCCUAAUGAAGUAUAUUCCCGCUGUGCAAGAUGUAUGACUGGGUGUUACUGCUGGUAACCAGGCGGGGAUGGACCUCGCCUCAUGGGGCUGUGGGGGAAGCAAUUUAAUCAGCUAUGAAUAAAGUGGUGAAUAACAAACUCUGAUGCAAGAAGCACUGCCUCACUCUGACAUGAGCCAAAGCUGAGAGAACUAAGCCUUCCCACCAGCACACGUCAAAACAACCCUGACAGCCAAAUUUAGCUCAGAUACAUUAUAGACGCUGCCACUGUUCCUGUCAUUGCUGAUAAUGGAGCCAAUGAAAAUGACUUCUGUUCAUCGCAGGACUCCAGAUGGACUCUAGUAACAUAGUUCAGAGAAGCCAUUUAGGUAGCAGCAACUCAAAUUGGUGUUUAUGUGUAAACCUUUACUUCUUCACCAAAGAGACUUCAGACUGAACUGCCUCAAAGGAGCUUUAUCUGUGGUGGUGCUGGCGUACUACAGAGAAACAGUGCUAUUAUGUGCCAGCUUGAAGGGACAAAAUGCAGCUUCCUGUUGUGCCUGGGGAUGAGUAUUAUUGCCUGUUCAUUCAUUUAUUUGAAGACUAAGACACCAACUGAGCAAAAGUACCCACAGCUUAAAAGCUGCAGACCCUUCUCUAGUGAAUGUAAACCUUUUCUGCCUGAGAUGGAGAAAGGAGUAGAACAGUACCAACGUGACUGUCAGGUGGGAAACUUUAUCCUGAAUAGCAGCCUGCAUUGUUCAAGUUUAAUUGAUGACCUACACUUUAUCACCAGACCUCUAAGCCGCAAGGAGGAGGAAUACCCUUUAGCUUUCAUUGUGACUAUUCACAAAGAGUUGGAGCUUUUUGUGCGUAUGUUGCGAGCCAUUUACAUGCCACAAAAUAUCUACUGCAUUCAUGUGGAUGCCAAGGCUCCAAUGGAGUACAAGAUGGCUGUCCAGAGACUAGUCGGCUGCUUUAAAAAUAUGUUCCUCUCCACCCGCAGUGAGAAAGUGACCUAUGCUGGCUUUUCGCGCUUGCAAGCGGACUUGAACUGCAUGAAGGAUCUAAUUAAGUUUAAGCAAAGCUGGAGGAAGGUAGUGAAUUUGUGUGGUCAGGAUUUUCCUGUCAAGAGCAACCUGGAACUGGUGCAGUACAUGCAGAGCAAGCAGUGGAGGGACAGAAACAUGACGCCUGGGGUAAAACAACCAGUAUCAAUGAGGCACAGGACACAACUCCAGCAUCAAGAGAUCACAGGGUCUCAUGUAGCUCCAAAAAGGCCAAGAGUGAGGAAAAGCCCUCCUCCACACAACCUGCAAAUUUAUUUUGGAACGGCCUACUAUGUGCUUACAAGGGAUUUUGUAGACUUUGUUUUGAAAAGCCGAAUAGCUCACGAUCUGUUGGAGUGGUCUAAAGACACAUUCAGUCCAGAUGAGCACUAUUUUGUGACGCUCAACCACAUCAAAGAGGCUCCAGGCAGCCAUAUUGAUGGAGGUUGGGAAGGAGAAAUCCGGGCAAUCAAGUGGAGGGAUCAAGAAGGAAUGACACACAAUGGAUGCAAAGGGAAUUAUGUACGAGAUAUUUGUGUUUACGGAAUAGAAGACCUUCCGUGGAUCAUCAACAAAAACAGCAUGUUUGCCAAUAAGUUUGACAGUAAUACCUUUCCUGAGGCACUUGACUGUCUAGAGCAGUGGCAUAGGAACAAAGUGUUGAACCAGGCAACAGUUCCCAUAGAACCAUCAUGGCUACUAGCCACACAAAGCAAUUCAAGAAGUAACAGCUACUUCAACAGGCGUGCUAAAGUAUGAAAUAAUAACAAAAAGUUGUAGUAGAUUAUUUGUGUUUCCUCUCUGCAAUCUAAUGCAAAAUGUGAGUGGGAGAACACUGAGCUGAAAUGUGUUGUGAACCUCCAAACUGUAGAGCAGCUAUGACUAGUUGUGUUUAUUUAUUUAAACAGAAACUGUACUAUUGUUGUUGUUUCUAAUGCAUUUGCCACUGAGACAUUACAUUAAUAAAAUAAGUGACUAAAAAACAGAUUAGAUUACCAGUUAAACAGUGUUCAGUAUGAGCUCUGGUUUGCUAAAGACACUUGAUAGAUCUGUUGCCUGAUUCACUAUUGAAUAAAUUAAAGGAAAGCAGAUGUUGACAAAGGUAAUUUCGCUAAAAGCAGCACUUCCUGUCCUCUGACAUGUCCUCUUUUUGCUUACAUUAUCCUGCAAAACGCAUUUUGGGGUAAGAGUUUAAGUUAUUUUUGUUUAUGUAAUUGAAUUGUACUUUUUAUUGAAGUCUCUAUAUGACUAAAUUAUAAGUUUUUAAAUUAAAAUGACUUGGCAGACCUUAAGAGCAUAUUGUAAGUCAAGUACAUAUUAGUUUUUCUUUAAAGUUACAAAGUUGUUUUGAAUUAUAUUAGAAUAUAUGUAAUGAACUAGAGAAGGGCUUUCAAAAAAACACAAGGCAAAAACUGUUCUGAAAACCUGUUCAAACACAAUGUCAAAUCACUUGUUAGUUGAACAUAAUAAAUGAUUUUGUCCAAUUUGUUGUGUUUUGUUUGGAAAACUGAAGCCAAAUAUACGCAGUACCAGUCAAAAGUCUGGACACACCAACUCUUUAGGUGAAUGGUUAGGUGUGUCCAGUCUUUUGGCUUCCACAGCUGUCAACACUGUUAGAUGGACAGCAAAGUGUAAAAUAAAAAAUGAAGGAGGUAGUCAGCCACUCAGAUUUUAGAGGUUCAGAAUACUGUGAACUCACUGGUAAGUUUGCACUCAAAAGAAUCUGCAUACAGUCUGUUUCCCUUGAGAAUCCCUGCAGAUUUUCCCGUAGU